AGCGAGACUGGCUGGUUGGCGCUGCUACUGCUGCUGGCUGUUGCUGUUGGCGGUGUGGGAGGCGGUGAGAGGAGGGCAACGGACGCGGACGAGGCAUGAUGGGCCGGGCAUCACAGGCGGCGAUUCUCAUUCUCGACGCCCCCUUAACGGAACACACGGGCUUCACCAGUGUCCACACUAGUUCACACACGGGUUUUGCCAUUUCUUGUCGUCGACAUCGUCAUUGAAGAGAGAAUAGCACGUCAGCAUGGAGACGGUUACCGUACGUAUGGCCAGAAGUGAUCGCGGCACUUCUUGGGGUUUUGGUGUCACCGAAGCACCAAAUCGCGACGUCAUCAUCGUCAACGUAGUUGGCGGCUCGUUGGCAGACCGUGCAGGUCUACGGAACGGUGACAUACUCGAUCAGCUCGAGGGUCUGAGCAAUCUCGACAUCAACUCAGUCGAUCGUUUACUAGUCACAUCUCGCGAUAAAAUCGAACUCGUCGUGCACAGGCCUCCAGGUCAAACUCGAGUUUGGCGACCGGAAAUAACCGAUCAACGUUACGUAGAAGAUCGUCCUUACCGAGUUUCUUUGGAGCAUAGCGGUGACUCUCGUCCACCUCAAGGUUUCAACGCAGCUGCACUUCCGUUCAACACUGAUCCACGAGUGAAACAUUUGCAAUAUAACAGUCCAAUGGGCCUCUACUCGAACGAAAGCGCUACCGAACAAUACGUCCAGCAAACCCAGGGCCUUAUCGAUAACGGAAUUCCCAAUGUUCCUCGACACAAUGGUGAUCAACCAGCUUACCUGCGCAGCGAAACUUUACGCUAUCUCAAGGAGGAAGAAGGUAGACCGAGAGGUAACUUAUCCGAUCACCCAAAUCCCAACGGACUGCCUGUCUGCUACGUCUGCAGCAGACCUAUACUUGGAGUGAUGUGCCGCGCUGCUGGACACGACCUACAUGGUGAUUGUCUUUCUUGUGCAACUUGUGGAGCUAAUCUUCGUAACAUUGGACAUCACUUUAUCGAAGACAAAUUCUACUGUGACGUACACGCACAACAGAAGAGGGGACUUGGACCAGCAAUGAACCCAAAUCUGGCUGCGAAGACUUCGCCUACAGCAGCACAACCAUUCCGUCCAGCUGACGGCGGCCAAUCGUUUUAUCAGCCCGAAGUAUUGGCCAGGCGACCAUUGUCAGUUAGCCCGACACCACAGCACAGCACCACUCAUAUUCACUACGGUACUCCGAAGACACAGGGAACUUUAAGCCCAUCACUUCGUGGAGUUCCGUCUGCUGUAAACUACGAAGGCGGGCAUCAACAUAGCAGUACUACAACCAUAGGUACUGUUAGUGCACGACCGGUACAGGUACUUCAUCAGCAGUCACCGAAUCCUCCCCCACCAGUGCCGGCAAAUCCGCCACCAGGUCAAACGUUCAAUCGUUCAACUUUCGAGCAGCAUCGUACUGUUACCAGCGGAGGCACCCUUGUCGGAGGACAACAACCAGUUAUCAAACAGGCAAUGUCGAGCAACACUGGAAGCCGUAUUCCUGUCUGCGAAGCCUGCAAGCAGCAAAUCAAAGGCGCCUAUGUCCUUGCCACCGGACUCGCAUGGUGCCCUGAUCACUUUGUUUGCGCUUACGAAGGUUGCGGACGUCGUCUACUUGAAUGUGGAUUCGUUGAGGAAAAUGGUAUGAAGUACUGCGAAGGAUGUUUUGAAGCUCACAUCGCUCCUCGCUGUGCUAAAUGUCAGAAACCAAUCGUCUCGGACUGUCUGAACGCUAUGCAGAAGAAAUGGCAUCCAACCUGCUUUGUUUGCGCUCACUGCCACAAGCCUUUCGGAAACACUGCGUUCUACUUGGAAAAUGGAAUGGCAUACUGCGAAAUGGACUGGAACCAGCUAUUUACCACAAAAUGCGUAGCGUGUAAGUAUCCGAUUGAGGCCGGUGAUAGGUGGGUGGAAGCGUUGGGUAACGCUUUCCAUUCGAACUGCUUCAAUUGCACGCGCUGUCAUUCGAAUUUGGAAGGAGAGAGCUUCUUUGCGAAAAAUGGUCAGCCUUACUGCAAGAUGCACGCCUAAGGAGAUGAAGAAGUCGACGACGUCUUCACAACGUCGUCGCGCCGACAAGGGGACGGGACCUUCUUUUCUAUCGCUCAUCGUUCGCACCCUCCCAAAAACAGACUCAACGAUACACCCCA
Cylicocyclus nassatus is the source of this 2178-nucleotide messenger RNA. The record is from the annotation of a GenBank genome assembly. NCBI's taxonomy places the organism in Eukaryota, Metazoa, Nematoda, Chromadorea, Rhabditida, Strongylidae.